Messenger RNA from Fragaria vesca subsp. vesca, 1296 nucleotides. RefSeq lists its product as uncharacterized. Lineage: Eukaryota; Viridiplantae; Streptophyta; Magnoliopsida; Rosales; Rosaceae. Gene Ontology annotation, biological process: signal transduction. The coding region runs from base 34 to 1140 and encodes 368 amino acids. The transcript is spliced from 4 exons. The record is from RefSeq and is a predicted model, not a curated record.
AAAAAUGAAUACAGAAAACGCUCGACUUUUCAGAUGGUUUUGAAGAAGCAGAGAGUAUCUAUUCCAUUUCCAUUACGGAUAUCUAUUCCUUCAGCUUCUUUAUGGGCGGUGGAUGUUUUCUUAAGUUGUGACCAUGAAGACAUUUUCUGCUCCCACUUGUACCACAAGUUGCAGUCUCGAGGAAUUUGUACUUUCCUGGAUGGCCAUGAAUUUGCAAGAAACACAACCCCUCUUGAGCUCUAUGGUGCAAUCGAAGAAUCGAGGUUUGCCAUUGUUGUUCUCUCGCAAAACUAUGCUUCUUCUCCACGGCGCUUGAAUGAGCUUUCCAAAACUCUCGAGUGCAUGAAAGAUAGGAACAGGAUUCUACCGAUAUUUCAUGAUGUGAAUCUCUUCCAUGUCCAAAAACAAAAAGGGACUUUUGAGAAAGCAUUUGCCAAGCAUGAAGAAAUGUUUCAGGAUGACUUGGCAAAGGUUGAAGCUUGGAGAGAUGCUUUAACCAAAGUAUGCAACUUUGCUGGUUGGACUUCCAAUGAUAGGAAUGAAGUACAAGUUCUAGAAGAAAUUACUGAAGCAGUCUGGAACAAAAUACAUCCUAUACCAAGUCCAACCGAAAGAGUGCAUCCGACAUCCACACACAACUUGGUUGCAUACACUAGCAUUAAUGUUAACGAGGGCAACCGUAACCAUCCAAUGCACACUACAGAUUUGGUGGAUACUUCAGCAGAGUGGAACUUUUUGAUCACUAACCUUGGCCUAGAGAUUUUGUCAACCGGUUUUGAUCAGGCCUCCUCCUCAAGUAAGCCACAGUAUGCACUAUUUGGUAUGCUGUUUUCUAUUGCAGCCUUGUUCACUUGCAUUUUGGAGCUCAUUUACAAGGGCAUAAAGAAUAAAGUAGUACUGAAGAAGUUCGGAAAACUCUGGUGGUAUUAUUAUCCACAUCCCCACGAUAGCGUGCCUUUUGGUACUCUCCCUUACAUUUACGGAUUAUUUGGAGGCGCUGCUCAGUGCAUAUGCUCUAUUACUCAAUACAUUUACUUCUCUUGGCAUGCUGAUAGUCCUAUAAAACUAUCAUUUUUACCAGCAAUCUUUCUUUUGUGUUUGGCUGGUUCAAGACUACACAGCAAUCAUAAUCAUUAUUGAUCAGAAAUCUAGCUAGAUACCAGUACAAAGAAUAAUUGUGAGUAAACGAACCUUAGUGAUGGUUCAUUUGUGAACAACUGAUGAGUAGAUAUGGGCAUAUAGCUAUUGUAUAUCAUCGAUCUGUUAAGAAUUUCAGUUUCAUAGCUAAAUGAUCAA